Messenger RNA from Galendromus occidentalis (western predatory mite), 1803 nucleotides. RefSeq lists its product as uncharacterized. NCBI's taxonomy places the organism in Eukaryota, Metazoa, Arthropoda, Arachnida, Mesostigmata, Phytoseiidae. The record is from RefSeq and is a predicted model, not a curated record. Bases 134 to 931 code for a protein of 265 amino acids. Gene Ontology annotation, molecular function: RNA binding; zinc ion binding. The transcript has 5 exons.
AGUCUGGCAAAGUCAUUCGUUGUUGGCCUUCCGAGCGAGUCUGAGAUUGCUAUCCAAAUUCUAAUCGGUAGUCAUUGUUUGAAAAUCAAUUUUGUGUUUGGUAGACAAUCUCGGUGGUCCCGAUCGUCGCAGAAUGCAGAUGUUACAAAGUGGGCUCCAGGAUAUCGCGCUGAGCUCUCUAUCGCUAUCUUGGCCUAGAGAUCACUGCGAGGAUCCCUUCGCAUCGGAUCCAUGGAGCGAAGACCGCAGAAAUCUUUCGCCGGCAAUAAGCUUCAACCAAGGUUACAGCUUCAGCUUCGCUCCGAGUGGACAUUCGAGUAACGCGUCGCAAGGUGAACUACCGUCAUGGUCUCCCCAAAGGAGCGACGAUCCCUUGCACAAGUUCCGUGCCAGCAUGCAGACCGGAGAACUGAGCAAGCUGACCGAACAAUCGAGUUCCUUCUUGUCGAACACAACAAAUAGGAAAACUGGUUCCCUUUCAUCUGCUGGCUCGACAGAGUCGGUGAACUCACAACAUUCGCCCUCCACGACGUGGAGUGCAGUGGUUCAAAAGAACCCACGCCCGAUGAAACACAAGAAACCGAAGCCCGCGAAGACAUUCACGGUCACUUUGUCCGCGUGCUGCAUGACUCCAAAGAUAAGGCUUAUAUGCACUUGUUGCAACGAAGAGACAUUCAUCAAGGUGAAAGAAGAAAUGAAACCUCGCUUGAUACCGGUGUCGACUUCGCAACUAGGCUUCUGCCGAUUCUGCCAAACGAACGGAGAUCCGCCAGAGGUGUAUCAGAGUCACUCUCUGCGUUCGGACGACGGCAAAGUAACGUGUCCAGUUCUGCGUGAAUACAACUGCCCGAUCUGCAACAACGGGGGCGGCGAUUUUGCUCAUACAAUCAAGUACUGCCCCAUGGCUCGCAAAGCCAAGCCCAGCAAUUAGCACUCCGAAUUGGCCGGGGCAUCAGGUCCAUGAUGCUGAGGUCGUCCCAGCAAUGGCUGGUACUCGACCGAGACCUCUGCGGGUCUGGACAAAAACAUGACUGCGAUUUUCUCGGAAAAAAUCAAACUCUUAUACGAUAAUUGCUCCUGACUAGAACUCGUUCUAGCGGACGUUUCUAACUCCGAAUAAUAUCUACAAAAGUUAAUAUUUUUUGUGUGACCGGAACGUUUUGACGUUGUGCUCUGUAGUGUCGCAUCCCAGGAUUUCGGUGGUCGAUUUUCGAGGCAUUAAGCCUCACCCUUGCUUCUCAUUUUUUUCCAUUCCUUCUCGUCCACGCUCCGAUCCGCCAUGGUUCGCGGGAAAGAACGCUGUUCGAGAAGGCAGGAUCCCGAGUCUGACUCUAUCACUGGUGGUUAUUGGAGGAAGAUUCGCAUUCUACCAUUCUUUACCUUUCGGUUCAUUUCCAGAAGACUCCAUCGUUCCUUAGUCUUGGUUCGUUGAAUCUUCAAAUUUUCCCCUUUUUUCAUUUUUCUCCUCGCUCCUUUUCUAUCCCGAUUCGACCGAAGAAAUCCUCUGAGCAGAUCGCGAGCACGGCAUGAGCACACAUCAUGAGGCACCUACAGUUUGUUGGCAAUUUGUGAAACAAGCAAAAAUAUUAUCAGCUCAUGGUUGGGGGGCGCGUGGACUUGCAACGGUGACUCGCCUUUGAUCGCAGGGUAUUUAUAGUUGUCACGAAGUUUUGAAAUUGCUAAUUUGUACCAUAACGAUACGUGAUGACUUAGGACACCGAUGUUGAAAUGCAAGGGCUCACCAACGUCUGCUAAACUAAAUUGUACACUCUGUGAUGUUUCCAAUAAAUGCAAAUGACUAUC